GUAUCUUGGCUAAGAAAAACUCCCUAGAAAGGCAGGAACCUAGGAAGAAACCUAGAGAAGAACCAGGCUCUGAAGGGUGGCCAGUCCUCUUCUGGUUGUGCCAGGUGGAGAUUAUAACAGUACAUGGCCAAGAUGUUCAAAAGUUCAUAGAUGACCAGCAGGGUCAAAUAUUAAUAAUCACAGUGGUUGUAGAGGGUGCAACAGGUCAGCAACUCAGGAGUAAAUGUCAAUUGGCUUUUCAUAGCCGAGCAUUUAGAGUUUGAGACAGCAGGUGUGGUAGAGAGAUAGAGUCAAAAACAGCAGGCCCGGGACAAGGUAGCACGUCCGAUGAACAGUUCCAUAGCCGCAGGCAGAACAGUUGAAACAGGAGCAGCAGCACAACCAGGUGGACUGGGGACAGCAAGGAGUCUUCAGGCCAGGUAGUCCUGAGGCAAGGUCCCAGGGCUCAGGUUCUCCGGGAGGGGAGGGAGAGGGAGAGAAAAAUAAUUAGAGGGAGCAUACUUAAAUUCCCACAGGACACCGUAUAAGACAGGACAAUUACACCAUAACAGACUGACCCUAGCCCCCCGACACAUAAACGAUUGUGUGUGGGAAAGAGCGAAAUAGAUAAGUGUGUAGUGACUUGGGGGAUGGUAAGAGAGAGAGACAGAGACAGAGAGUAGAGCAUGUUAGUGCGUAAGCUACGAGAUCCACAGAGAGAAAACGAGAGAGAGGGGAGAGCGCUGGAGACCGAAACAGCGACUGAGGAUAGCGGCUAAUGGACGGAGUGAGAGUGAAGACACACUUCUCCACAGGUCUUCCACCUUCUUAUCCAUCACUGGAGAGCGAGAACAAGAGAACGGAGGAGAGGAGUUUUUUCCUCUUUCUGUAUUCCCUCUCCCUCAUCUCCAUCAGUGACUUGAACAGGCUGACUGGGAUGGGACUCUGACAGUGCUCAGCUACCUGGAUACGGCAUCCUGGAGCCAACUCAAAGAAAAUGGGAGUGUAAACGUAUCCCGGGGAUGAGCUCAUAUCAAAGCCAGGAAUUGUCAUGUACUUGUUCAGCCGGGGUGUAGCGACUGAAUGACCACCCGUGAGAACCCGCUCCCCUCUAUCACCACAGAAACAGAAACAUGGAAUGGUGAAAGUGUAGAAUUCCCCACAGCACCUCUUACCAAAGACCACUCCUGAUGAGUAUGCCAUUCGACUAGCUGGGAUAAACCAGACAGAACAGGGCAACUCCCAACCACUCCAGGUCCAAUUCCUUCCAAUAGGACAUUCUAAUCAAGAGAAAUGAAUGUUCUCCCUUGGCGAAGUUCCUUGUGUUUGAAUGAGACCCAGAAACCUCGCCCUGAUUUCACCACCUGCAAACAGAUAUGUAAUAAGAUGUGAGUUUAUUUGUGAAUGAAUAUGGACUGUUACACAUUUGGCUGCCAAGAAUUCAUCUGUGGAUCAAAUUGCUUCAGUCAGUGGAGAGUAGAAACUACCAAGGCUGGGCUUUAUAAUGAGAAAUCCAUGAGAAACAGAGCAACAUGAGAAUUGAGAGACUGCAGGACUCUGAAUUGGUUGAGGUUAACCCCCUCUAUGUUGCAUGUGGACCGUGAGAUUGGAGAAAAACACUUUACAGACAUUACAUUCCCUCCUGUCUCUUCAGAGCUGCACCUCUACAAAAAUGAGGAUCUUUCAUGCUCCCACUGCUCCUUCAUCUCUCCUUUUGACCCAUUCAUCAAAGGAAUAUAACGGAAGUCAAUGACACUUUAGCUAUUAACACCAGAAAAAAGCAGAAGUGAACUUUAGGGUUCCAUAGUGAGAAAAACUCUGCUCUAUCCAUUAUUUUUGAACCAAUUAUGAAAGGAGUUUAUCAGAGAUCAAUGAUACAUUACACUAAAGCAACACUUUGGGGUUAACAGAGAGCCAGCUAAGAGCAUUGAGAAGAGUACUAUAUUCUAUAAUGGGACUGAGAGACUCAAAUCAGUAGGUAUGACAGACUGGACUGAAUAGGAAAACAUACACACGAAGUCGCAUCUUAGUUCCAAGGGGCCUAGGAGAGGCAAAAACUGAGGUAAACUGGUCAAAUGGAAAACAUGGCCACCAACCGGUCCGGUGACUACCCGGAAUACCCCACCGGCCUCCCCUACAACUCCAGCCUAGACUAUGAGGACUACGAGCAGGAACUUGAUGCCAGUAAGAUCAUCAUCCCCUCCAUCUACGCACUGGUCUGCUGUGUGGGUCUUACAGGCAAUGCCAUGGUCAUCUAUGUCAUCCUCAAAUACGCCAAGAUGAAAACUGCCACCAAUAUUUAUAUAUUAAAUCUGGCAAUUGCAGAUGAACUGUUUAUGUUGAGUGUUCCAUUCUUGGCGACUUCAGCGGCUGUACGUCAUUGGCCGUUUGGCUCGCUCAUGUGCCGUCUGGUGUUGAGCGUGGACGGCAUCAACAUGUUUACAUCUAUCUUCUGUCUGACGGUGUUGAGCGUGGAUCGAUAUGUGGCCGUGGUUCACCCUAUCAAGGCUGCCCGCUACCGCCGUCCCUCCGUGGCAAAGGUGGUCAACGUCUGCGUGUGGGGCCUCUCGCUCCUCGUCAUCCUCCCCAUCAUCAUCUUUGCUGACACGGUCCCGGCGCAGGACGGCGGCGUGGACUGCAACUUCCUGUGGCCUGAGGCUGCAUGGUCAGUGGCGUUCGUGGUGUACACCUUCCUGCUCGGCUUCCUGCUUCCUGUAGGUGCUAUCUGCCUCUGCUACUGCCUGAUGGUGGCGCGCAUGCGUGCGGUCGGGCUCAAAGCCGGUUGGCUGCAGCGAAGGCGCUCGGAGAAAAAGAUCACGCGGAUGGUGUUGUGCAUUGUGGCGGUCUUCGUGCUCUGCUGGAUGCCCUUCUACAUCGUCCAGCUGGUCAGCGUGUUCCACCGCCCCCCGGACGCCAUGGUCACCCAGCUCUUUGUCAUCCUGAGUUACGCCAACAGCGGCGCCAACCCCAUCCUCUACGGCUUCGUGUCCGAUAACUUCCGGCGGUCGUUCCAGAGGAUUGUGUGUUUCCGUUGGCUGGAGUCUGGGCUGGAUGGAGAACAGGUGGACUACCGUGCCGUAGCUCUGAAGAGACAGGCCACCAAUGGACAGAAAGACUUCCCUAAGGAAUGUCUGGCAUCUGGUAUGGUGUUCCGGAAUGGGACAUGCACGUCACGCACGACUACACUGUGACUGGAGUCAAUAGUUGUAGAUGAUAAAACACAAUGCCACACGGCGAAUGAUGGGAUAGCAACGCAUGACAACGAAUGACACCACACAUGAACAAUGAGUGAGGCCCGUGGUUGAUGAGAACGACACGUGUCUUUGAAAAUAAAGUAGAUGUUCACAUACUCCCUGCUGCUCUGAAGUGUGACAAUCAUAUGGGCUUUGUUUUUCCCGCUGGAUAAAGAGCAUUAAUUGACUGUGUAGCACAGGAGGUUGUAUGCACAAAAUAGAGAUGCUAGAUGUCAGUGUGAUGGUUGACUGACUACAAGCCAAGCCAAAUGAGGUUUCUCAUACUGAGGUGGUGCAGCUAUGACAAGUUUAUCAUUUUGACUUGGUCUUUUACCCGGUGUUUAGAGCACAUGUGUUUGUUUGACCUAUGUCCUUCUGUCUGUAAACCUAUUUAUUGUGCUGUAUAAGCUAUAUAUGUAAUUAUGUAUUUAUUUACUUGGGGUUGGAUGAUAAGCCGAAACUGCCUAUGCUUAAGUACAUGGGCAAUAAUUGAAUAAUUUGCAGAAUCAUACAUUUGCCACAGAAGUCAAGUCUGAAUCAUAGGGGUUGUAAAGCAUUAAUGCCCAACGUCUCUGUUGAGUCCUGCUGUGUUCUCUCUGUUGCUUUCACUUGCUCAAACACAUUCAUGCAAGCAGCCCAAAGGGACAACUGUAAAUAGCCAAGCUGAAAUAAAUGUUUCAUUUGGAAGUGUGGUGAUCAUGUUUUGAAAAGAACGGUUCACUGAUGGUUUUGACAUUCAAACUCUGUCAGUAGCACAGAAAAAUACUCUCCACAUUUUUUUUUCCGAAAGGAACUGCAGUCAGUCAGCUUAGAAAGCAGUUGUGAUCAUUUUUUCACAUGGGCUUCGUGAGGCACAACGCUCACACACACACACACACACACACACACACACACACACACACACACACACACACACACACACACACACACACACACACACA
This is a messenger RNA of Oncorhynchus keta (chum salmon), 4153 nucleotides long. Its product is annotated as somatostatin receptor type 1-like. NCBI's taxonomy places the organism in Eukaryota, Metazoa, Chordata, Actinopteri, Salmoniformes, Salmonidae. The record is from RefSeq and is a predicted model, not a curated record. The coding region runs from base 2055 to 3170 and encodes 371 amino acids. Gene Ontology annotation, molecular function: neuropeptide binding; somatostatin receptor activity. The transcript is spliced from 2 exons. Gene Ontology annotation, cellular component: neuron projection; membrane. Gene Ontology annotation, biological process: cellular response to glucocorticoid stimulus; neuropeptide signaling pathway.